Messenger RNA from Electrophorus electricus (electric eel), 989 nucleotides. It is a transcript of the gene smim22, whose product is annotated as small integral membrane protein 22. The record is from RefSeq and is a predicted model, not a curated record. Gene Ontology annotation, biological process: regulation of cell population proliferation. Lineage: Eukaryota; Metazoa; Chordata; Actinopteri; Gymnotiformes; Gymnotidae.
AACAGUUGUAUAAGCCUGUAAGAUAGCUCCCUAAACAGUACUCAUUUAAAAAACGGUGUGAAAUACAGGGGAGGCUCCUCUUUGAUUUGCUCCAAAGUUUAUAAAAUGAGCUGGGCUAGAAGUCCAGUCGGAGCAAACAUUAUGUGAUUAUUUAUUUAUUAUUUUUAAAUUUGGAUUAUUAUUUACUCAGUGUCACGUAAUCCACUCAGAUACCCUCGCGUAUUUGACAGGGUGGUGAGAAAGCUGCGGUGGGAUUCCGAGCGUAUACGUGUGGUUUAAAGCUCUUGUAAAAAUCUGCGAAGGCGCUUCAGAUGGCGCACCUCCAACUACGGAACAGGUGCGGCACGGCAGCCCGGAAACGACACCAAAGGAAACUCCAGAUUCCGGGAAAAAAUACGUAAAAGCCCCGUCCUUUCCUUCUUCCCUGCAAACUUCCGCGAGUGGCUUUUCUCGGAAUAGCAGGUCCAUUGACGACGGUUUGUUGAGCUGAACGUUUAGUCCAGACGAGACGAUGGAGAAGAGGGACCUACAGCAGGACUUCCAGAACCAGUUCAGUGACGUGGUCACCAGACUCUCCUCCAAGCAGCUGUUCCAGUCGGACUGGGACAUCGCCUCCUUCGCCAUUUUCUUCAUUUUCAUUGGCAUGGUCUUGCUCUUGGUGAUUCUAGUUCUCAUCAGGUGCUGUUGCUGCUGCUGUUGUGAUGAUAAGCCAAAAACACGCAAGGUGGGCAUUGACAACAUGGCGCUGGAACCAUAGUUUAAAGACGAACCCAAGCACCUCUGAAAUAUCGAAAGCCACCUUUUUUAACUGUGUAUUUCUGAAUGCUUUUUUGUUUAAAUUACGUGCAAGGAGUAGCAGAGAGAAUGUGUAAAUAAUGGGUAGUGUUUUAGAAAGCAAAUAUUCACAUCCAGUCAUGUGCUUGUAUCAACAUCGCCAGUGUAAAUAUGGUGAACAAAUUUCUAGGCUAUAUUAAAUGUCUACUUUUGGA